GCUGAGAGCCGCGAGUCAGACGCGCAGCCGCUGUUCGCAGCUCCUGUUUCGCGGCAUCUCCCGAGAAACGCCAGAAGGGCCGCGGCCGGCAGGCGGCGCUGGGGACUGCGUGGUGCGCCGUCGGUCAGAGGCUGUGUCCGCCGUGCGGGGCCGAGCGCCAGCCCCCGGCGGGGCAGGAGUUACGGACAGACCAUGAAACUGAAGAAACUUGAGCGGCCAGCUGUCCAAGUGUGGAGCCCAGCCAGCCAGUACCCUGUGUGUCUGGCCACAGGAACAUCUGCCCAGCAGCUAGAUGCCUCCUUUAGCACAAAUGGCACAUUGGAAAUCUUUGAGGUUGAUUUCAGGGACCCUUCCCUGGACUUGAAACACAGAGGAGUCCUUUCUGCCUCAAGCAGGUUUCACAAACUGACUUGGGGAAGCUUUGGCAGUGGACUUCUGGAGAGCUCCGGGGUUAUUGCAGGCGGCGGGGAUAAUGGCAUGCUCACUCUAUACAAUGUGACUCACAUCCUGUCUUCAGGAAAAGAGCCUGUCGUUGCCCAGAGUCAGAAGCACACAGGGGCUGUGAGAGCCCUUGACUUCAAUCCUUUCCAGGGCAACCUCCUGGCCUCAGGGGCCAGUGAUUCUGAAAUCUUCAUUUGGGAUUUGAGUAACCUGAGUGUUCCAAUGACUCCAGGAUCCAAGUUACAGCCCUCAGAAGACGUCAGGGCGCUCUCUUGGAACCGGCAAGUCCAGCACAUUCUGUCUUCUGCUCACCCUAGUGGCAUGGCGGUUGUGUGGGAUCUCAGGAAGAACGAGCCUAUCAUCAAAGUCAGUGACCACCGAAACAGGAUGCAGUGCUCAGGUCUGGCCUGGCACCCAGAUGUAGCCACCCAGUUAGUGCUGUGCUCAGAGGAUGACCGUCUUCCAGUGAUUCAGUUGUGGGAUUUGCGCUUUGCCUCCUCACCUCUGAAGGUGCUAGACAGCCACAGCAGGGGGGUCUUGUCAAUGUCAUGGAACCAGGUUGAUGCUGAGCUGUUACUCAGUAGUGCCAAGGACAACCAGAUCUUGUGCUGGAACCUGGGGAGCAGUGAGGUGGUAGAUAAGCUGUCCACACGGAGCAGCUGGUGUUUCGAUGUGCAGUGGUGCCCUCGGGACCCUUCAGUGUUCUCUGUUGCCUCCUUUGAUGGAUGGAUCAGUUUGUACUCUGUGAUGGGUUGGAGCUGGGAAGUCCAGCAUAUGAGACAGGCUGAUAAGAUUUCCUCUUCUUUCAGCAAAGGCCAGCCUCUCCCACCACUGCGGGUGCCAGAGCAAGUGGCCCAAGCAUCACGGGUACCUCCCCUGAGAAAGCCCCCCAGAUGGAUUCGAAGACCAUCAGGUGUUUCUUUUGCUUUUGGGGGGAAGCUGGUUACCUUUGGGCUUGCCAGCACCCCAGCUCAGCAUGUGCCCCAGCCUUGCCCCCACCUUGUCUUCAUCAGCCAAGUCACCACAGAGUUUGAAUUCCUGACACGAUCAGCUGAGCUGCAGGAGGCCUUGGGGUCAGGAAAUCUUCUGAAUUUUUGUCAGAACCGGAGCCAGCGAGCUUCACUGGCAAGCGAAAAGAUGCUCUGGCAGUUUCUGAAGGUGACUCUAGAGCAAGACUCCAGAAUAAAACUCCUGAAGCUCCUAGGGUACGAUAAAGAGGAGCUUCAGAAGAAGGUGGCCAAGCAGUUGAAGAGUGACGUGGGGUCAGCAGAGAGCUCUCAGCCCCAGGGAGAUGCCCUCAACAGCAGUAGGCAACAGGCCUUCUGUAGCCAGGCCUCCAAACACUCCACAGAGGAAGCCUCUGCAUCUUCAGCCUUCUUUGAUGACCUUGUCCCUCAGAACAUGACUCCGUGGGAGAUCCCCAUCACAGAAGACACAGACGGAAUCCUGAGCCAGGCCCUGCUGUUGGGGGAACUAGGCCUUGCUGUGGAGCUAUGUCUGAAGGAAGAGCGCUUUGCUGAUGCUGUCAUCCUGGCUCAGGCUGGGGGCACAGAUCUGCUGAAGCGGACACAGGAGUGCUACUUUGCCAAGAGGAGAACCAAAAUCUCCCCGCUUCUCACCUGUGUUGUACAAAAGAAUUGGAAGAAACUUGUAUGCACCUGCAGCCUGAAGAACUGGAGAGAGGCACUGGCCUUGCUCCUGACAUACUCAGAGCCAGAGAAAUUCCCUGAGCUCUGUGACAUGCUGGGAACUCGCAUGGAACAGGAGGGCGGCAGGGCACUAACUAACGAAGCCAGACUCUGUUAUGUGUGCUCAGGGAAUGUGGAGCAGCUGGUAGAGGGCUGGGAAAGAUGCCACCAGACUUCAUCCCCUGUGGCUCUGCAGGACCUGAUGGAGAAGGUUGUGGUCCUGAACAGGAGCUUGGUGCUUCUGCAGGGUUCUGGUAGGGUGAGCCCAUGCCCUACUACAACCUACAGGCUCACCCAGUAUGCCAGCUUUCUGGCGUCCCAGGGCAGCCUGGCCACUGCGAUGAGCUUCCUACCCAGUGACUGUGCUCAGCCACCAGUUCAGCAACUGAGAGAUCGGCUUUUUCAUGCCCAAGGUUCUGCUGUCAUGGGCCAACCGUGCCCCCCUUUUCCUUUUCCCCGGGUUGUUGUGGGAGCUGCCCCCUGCUCUAAAGAGACAACCCCUUACAGAUCGGGAUCCCAGCCUUCUCACCAGGUUCCAGCUCCAUUUCCAAGGCCGUGGGCCACACUUCACUCACCCCUGAUGCCUGCAGCAUCCGGCCUUCCCUGGGGCCCUCCUGGGGGCCCUCACCAGGGACAGACCAUAGGCAGAGCCACAGCCCCUGGACCCCAGGCAGGCCGGGCUUUGUCUGUUGGCCCUGGGACAAUGCCUGCUUUGUCUCAACUGCAACUGUCAAGAGGGCAAAAGGCUCAAGUUCCAAAGCCCGUGGAGUUUCCCAGAACGUGGCCUCUUCUUGGUCCCCCUCUACCUAUGACACCCCCAGACGUGAUUCAGCCCGGUUCUGCCUCCCUGUCUGAAGCACCGAGACUACUUCCUCUGACUCCUGUGCUCCCAGCCCCUCCUGCUGGCUUCCCACUGCUGCACCCCCAUGGAGGGCCCGGUGCUCUGUGUCCUGGUGCCCUCCAGUGUGCGAGCACCCCAACUCCUCCAGGACCUCAAGAUUCCUGGAAAGAUUCUCCAGCCCCCAGGGGAAACUUUCAGAGUGAAAAGCUGCCGGAGACAUUUAUGCCUCCGGCACCAAUCACUGCUGCAGUUAGGAACCUCAUCUCUGAGCCACCCCAUGUCCUUCCAGCACAGCUCCCUGUCUCCAGUGUGAAUCUUGCACCCCCCGGAGCUACAGGGGAACUCAGCUUGCAGCAGCCUCAGCACCUGCCUCCUAAGAAGAUGGAAAGGAAGGAGCUGCCCCCAGAGCAUCAGUCCUUGAAGGCCAGCUUUGAGGCACUUCUCCAGCGCUGCUCCUUGUCUGCAGCUGAUUUAAAGACAAAAAGGAAGCUGGAUGAGGCAGCCCGCCGCCUAGAAGGUCUCUACGAGAAGCUGUGUGAGGGGGCGCUCUCACCGCAUGUUGUGGCUGGGCUCCACGAAGUUGCCCGGUGUGUGGAUGCAGGAAGUUUCGCGCAGGGCCUGGAGGUCCACGCCCAAGUGGUGGGCUGCAGCAGUUUCAGUGAGGUGUCCAGCUUCAUGCCUGUCCUGAAGGCUGUCCUCACCAUUGCGCAUAAGCUGCAGGGCUGAGCCAGGCAGCCUUCUGCCAGAAGCCACUUCUGCCGUCACUCACUUCCUGCCGAUGGAGUUUAUUUCCCAGUCCCUUCCCCUACUGCCCUGCCUGUGAGGUUCUAGGGUUGGUGCCAGCCAGCCAAGGGCCUGGUUUCCACCCACUCUUGCUUGGGACCUAGGGUCCGACCAAGGAGUCCUCUGUUGGGGGCAGGGUGGGGAGCCAGGUCUUCUUGAGUGCAGCACUGAGAGCCCUGCCCCAGGAUGUACGCCCUAGGGAUGUUCUGUUCACAGGGCUGAGCCAUUGUUUCCAAGUCUACCUCUGCUGUGACUCAUCUUACUUGUCUUUUAUUCUUCCCUUCUGGGGUUUAUGAGCCUGACCUUACCUCUUCCCUGUCUCUGAUUUUCUGUUUUUAGGCCUGUGUUCCCCAAGGGCUGGUAGCGUUGGCUGCUUGUCAUCCUAUGAACAAGCCUUGAUGUGAGGGAUGGGAUUUGGGCAGAACCAGAGGGAACUCUGGCCCCUUUAAGUGGAACUUCUCAAGUGCCAGCAUUAUUGGGGGGUGGCUAGGUUAGAGGGCAGCUGGAAGGAUGAACUGCCUUUCACUGGGAGCUCUCUUAGGUUAGAAGAUGGGAACAGAGGGACCCCAACCUCCUGGGAAGGGCCCUUGACUCCACCUGCCUUUGAGUCUGGCCCAAGCCAUGGUGAUAAGCCCCACCUACUGGAUAGGAGACCAGUUAGCAGAAGGCUGACUUUGAGCACUGCUUCUCAGGGCUUGGGCCUUUCUCCUCUUCACCUACCACAGAUCUCAGGGCUGCUUUCUCUGCAAACUGCAUUUGAGGCACUGAUGUAUUUAAUAAAACUGCUUUGGUUUGGUCUGUCCA
Chinchilla lanigera (long-tailed chinchilla) is the source of this 4557-nucleotide messenger RNA. RefSeq names its product SEC31 homolog B, COPII coat complex component (gene Sec31b). The record is from RefSeq and is a predicted model, not a curated record. Gene Ontology annotation, cellular component: endoplasmic reticulum exit site; COPII vesicle coat. Gene Ontology annotation, biological process: endoplasmic reticulum to Golgi vesicle-mediated transport; COPII-coated vesicle cargo loading; intracellular protein transport. NCBI's taxonomy places the organism in Eukaryota, Metazoa, Chordata, Mammalia, Rodentia, Chinchillidae. The transcript has 26 exons. Gene Ontology annotation, molecular function: structural molecule activity; protein binding. Bases 193 to 3696 code for a protein of 1167 amino acids.